UCUGGCGGUGGUGGUGUGCGGUUGGACUGUGGUUGUGUUUCAGGUCUGGUCGUGUUGAUAACGACACACUUACGACGCAUUUCAUCGCGGGAGAGAUGGGAGUUAUGAAGAAAUGGCUCUAAAACAAAUUGCCCCAACGCUGCUGGCCCUGCUCGGGCUGGUGGCCGUCGGUAAUGCUUUACGUUGCAACUGCACAAACUGUGAGAAGACUGGCUAUGAGUGCGAGACAGACGGUGCCUGCAUGGCUUCAACUUAUUAUGUCAAUGGGAAGGAGGAACACGUACGUGUCUGCAUCAACCAGGACAGCCUGGUCCCCCCUGGGCAACCGUUCUACUGUUUGAGUGCUGAAGGUUUCUUCAAUACUCACUGCUGCUAUGUAGAUUACUGCAACAGUAUUGACCUGAAAGUCCCAGUCCCAACCAAAGGGGGUGAAUGGUCAACCCAAGUGAGCAACUGGGGGCCAGUGGAGCUGGUGGCAGUGAUUGCAGGGCCCGUGUUCCUGCUCUGUGUGUUGCUGAUGGUCGGGGUGUUCCUGUUCCAGUAUCACCAGAGGGCCUACAGCCACAGACAAAGGCUGGAGGUAGAAGAUCCCUCCUGUGACCAUCUAUACUUGGCCAAGGAUAAGACGCUCCAGGACCUAAUCUACGACAUGUCCACCUCUGGAUCAGGCUCUGGUUUGCCCCUGUUUGUGCAGCGGACUGUGGCCAGGACUAUUGUGCUGCAGGAAAUAAUAGGAAAAGGUCGCUUUGGGGAGGUGUGGCGCGGGAAGUGGAGGGGAGGCGAUGUAGCAGUGAAAAUCUUCUCAUCCAGAGAGGAGCGCUCCUGGUUCAGAGAGGCUGAAAUCUACCAGACAAUCAUGUUACGGCAUGAAAAUAUCCUAGGAUUUAUUGCAGCAGACAACAAAGACAACGGCACUUGGACUCAACUCUGGCUGGUGUCAGACUAUCAUGAGCAUGGCUCACUUUUUGACUACCUGAAUCGCUACUCUGUCACCAUUGAGGGGAUGAUCAAAUUGGCUCUAUCAGCUGCCAGCGGCUUGGCACACCUACACAUGGAGAUCCUAGGCACUCAGGGUAAACCUGGCAUUGCUCACCGUGACCUCAAGUCCAAAAAUAUUCUGGUUAAGAAGAACGGCACGUGUGCUAUAGCUGACCUUGGUCUGGCAGUCCGCCAUGAGUCUAUCACAGACACGAUCGAUAUUGCACCGAAUCAGCGCGUGGGCACUAAGAGGUAUAUGGCUCCAGAAGUCCUGGACGAAUCCAUAAACAUGAAACACUUUGACUCCUUCAAGUGUGCUGACAUUUAUGCACUGGGCCUGGUGUAUUGGGAGAUUGCGCGUCGCUGCAACACAGGAGGUAUUCAUGAGGAGUACCAGCUACCCUACUAUGACCUUGUGCCCUCUGACCCGUCCAUAGAAGAAAUGAGGAAGGUGGUGUGUGACCAGAAACUGAGGCCCAAUGUGCCCAAUUGGUGGCAGAGCUAUGAGUCACUGCGCGUGAUGGGGAAGAUCAUGAGGGAGUGCUGGUAUGCCAACGGAGCAGCCAGACUGACAGCUCUGCGCAUCAAGAAGACUUUGUCUCAGCUCAGCGUGGAGGAGGACGUGAAGAUGUGAGCGUACAGGCGGCAGAAAGACACUCUGGAGACGCACAACCAGACAACACUCCCAUAGGAAAGAAACACUAAAGACAGACUGCAAAUGAAAACCCUGCCAGUUUUAAAGCCACACUCCAAGUUGUGACAAGGCCUACCUCACCUUUUUAGCCAAAACUACUGAGAAUCACCCCUUCUCCUCCUCCUCCUGACUUUUCUCUCCCUUCCCCUGCCUCCCUUUAGCUCCUCACGUCUCUUCCUCCUUCCCUCUGACUCCCUUCUCCAUGGGCCACAACACUACAGCACUACCACUGUUAAUAUCAUCACACUCAACCUUUCUUUUUUCAUCUCCCAUGGCAGGAAGUAGAACUCUUGUACAGUGAGAAGAAUCUUCUGUUUUUGAUCAUCUGUUUUCUUUUUUUUCCCUUUUAACCCCUCUGAAAUUGUCCAUCGAUGGACUAAAGUCGUCCAGAAGAGUCGGGCAUGUUGUGGGCUUCAAGUUUAGGAACGAUUACACAUAACUUUCCAUUGUGUUGGCCAUACAACAUCAUAUUCUGUCGCUGUAAGGAGGGGAAAGAGGCUGAAGCACUGUUUUUUAUAGUCGUGUGUGUGUGUGUGUGUGUGUGUGUGUGUGUGUGUAUGUGUGUAAAAGGUGUCUGGACUACUAGCAUGUUCCCAAGACACUACAAUGUCUACUGGUGUAGGCUGUAGUUCAUUAGAGAAAAUCAGUUAUUGGACAUGUGGUAAUUAAGCAUGAACAGCUGGAUUGUGCUUUUUUUUUUUUUUUUUUUUUUUCCCUCGUUUUAUUCCCUCACUUGAAUAUUCUUCAAACACAAAUUAGUUGCACUCAACUGUAGCUUCCUCAUCACAUGUGAGACCGGGCAGGUGUCACAUAGCAGAUGCGGUCCAGUCCUGGCGUUUAGUUUGAAAUGUGGCAGGGAUAAUGUUGAAUUUACUUUCUUUUUUUUUUUCUUGGGAUGGUUUUAUUUAUUUGUUCAUAGUUUUUACUACAUAAUGAUGAACACUGUGAGAUGAGAUGUGACAAACCACAAAAUUAAAUGUCGUAGUUCAGUCAAAGUCUUCAGUCGUGGGUUAUUGCAUUCAUUUUUUUUUAAAUUUAAUUUCUUCUUCUUCUUUUUUUUUUUUUUUUUUU
Molecule: messenger RNA, 2743 nt
Organism: Pelmatolapia mariae (spotted tilapia)
Lineage: Eukaryota; Metazoa; Chordata; Actinopteri; Cichliformes; Cichlidae
Gene: acvr1ba
Product: activin A receptor type 1Ba
Exons: 9
Coding region: 113-1612 (499 amino acids)
Biological process (GO): activin receptor signaling pathway; cellular response to growth factor stimulus; nervous system development
Cellular component (GO): plasma membrane; activin receptor complex
Molecular function (GO): activin binding; ATP binding; activin receptor activity, type I
Source: RefSeq, a predicted model, not a curated record